ACCGUGAAAUACAUUUAGGACAUUUUGUAUUUCUGUGGCAUACAACGUUCACGCAAGCCAAACGACUGGUCCCAGCUGUAAGUCCAGUGUGCACCGCCAUUUCGUGUUACGUCGUUUUCUUUCGGUAAUUUCCGCCGUGUCACCUUCCUGUGUGUUUAUCUGUCCCGCAUAAAGAAAGUAGGGCGCCAUUGCCUGCCGUUUGUGUUUAAAUGCUAAUGUAAAAGCAUUAUCCAUAGAAUAAUCCAUCGUUUUCUAUCGGUUUGAAGUUUUUUACAUUAAUUUAUUUAGCGUUAGUGUGAUAUUUAGGCGUCAUAUAGGCGGUCCCCUGACCGGAUUCUCUCGGCCAUAUUCGGCUCCAGUCGUGCAGCGUCGAUGGACGAGAGCGAGCCGGCGGCGAAGCAGCUCGGCUCAGCCGAAGCGGCGGAGAAGGAGGGGGCGGAAUCGGAGACUGAAUCGGAGGCCGAAGUGCCCACGAUGACUGUGAUGGGGGAAGCGGGAAACAUCGACAUUGCCGAGUCCCUGCCGAACCCAGACGACGCCGAAACGGCGUUUGCAGAGGUGACCACAGUCACUGUUGGCGGCGUCCAGACUGCAGAUGACAAUGUUUUCUCAACAUCUGUCGCCACAGCAGCCUCCAUCCCUGAGCAUGUGCUUACGGGUCGGACGACUCUGCAGAUUGGGGACAGUCUCAGCACCCAAAAGGCCACUCUGAUCGUUGUGCACACAGAUGGCAGUAUAGUGGACGCGACCGGCCUGAAAGCCACCACUGCACCCAUGACUCCAGGCCCUCAAACUCCUUCUACCCCGCUGACUCCAAGCCAUGAGAAAGAUGUGUCCAAAUAUAACUGGGAUCCAUCUGUGUAUGACAAUGAGCUCCCAGUGCGCUGCAGGAACACCAGUGGUAUUCUCUACAAAAACAGACUGGGAUCAGGGGGCAAAGGACACUGCAUCAAACACAACAAUAACUGGUAUACUCCCACGGAGUUUGAAGGGCUGGCUGGAAGGGCCAGCAGUAAGGACUGGAAGAGGAGCAUUCGCUAUGCAGGGCGACCUCUGCAGUGUCUUAUACAGGAGCGCAUCCUCAACCCGCACGCUGCAUCCUGUACAUGCGCGGCCUGCUGUGAUGAUCUAACUGUGAACAAGGAUGGAUCCUUUGGAGGAGACAGUAUAUCUAUGACUGGCCCUGUGAGACUCUUCGUCCCAUACAAGAGACGGAAGAAAGAGAGCGAUCAUCCGGCUUCUCCAGAGAAGAAAGAGCCACAACCUCUUAAGAACAUCACUCUAGCACCCGGGGCUGCCUUCACAGUGUCCCCAUCAGGUCAGCUCACCACCUCAGGCACACUCACCUUCGACCGGACAGGAACAGCAGACACAACGGCCAUCAUCUCUGAGAGCCCCACGCCUUCAGAUGUCUUCAGCAGUACGGCAGUAUUGACCACGCUGCCCGCUCUUGCUGUGGUCCCUCAACAGACAGUGGUGCAGACCAAAGCUCCUGCGGCAGGCGGAGUGGUCAAUGGCCUGGAGAUGAGCGAGCAGCGCACCUGGCUCUACCUGGAAGAGACAGCUAACACACUGCUCAACACCGUCCAGCAGCUCAAGACCCUCAUCGCCCAGGCCAAGCAAGCCAGCCAGGCCAACCAGCAGGCCAGCAGUGGACUUGAGAAAAGCUGCAGCAGGAAGGAUUCUUUUCCCAGCCAGCUGUCGCUUGCUGAUGACCCAGAGGGGAAGAUUACUGAAAUUAUCAUCAAGCACACCUGUGUGAACUGUGGACGUGAGGCUUCAAAUGAAUGUGCUGGCUGCCACAAAGUCCACUACUGUUCCAGCUUCUGCCAAAAAAAGGACUGGAAGGAUCACCAGCACAGCUGCUCUCAGCCGAGUGUAGGUGUGGGAAUGCACGAUGAGGCUCAUAUAGCUACUGUGGAGGUAGAGAAAGUCAAGGCGUAACCCCAGUACAACGUCCAACCACAGAAAACAUCUCUGCCACAACAAAGACUCAAAUAUAGGCUGAGAUGGCUGUAUUUUUGUGAAGCACUGGUAUUUAUUUUAUUUGUUGGACAAGUCAGCCAAGACGCUUAAGUGACAGGACGAAACUAUUUCUAUAUGCUGACUGGAUCUGUAAAGCUGAGAUGAUGCCCUGUUUUUGGAGUAUGCAUUCUAAAGCCUGAACUGAACAUCACUGCAACUGCCCGACCAGUUUUUUGGUACUAUUACAACAGAGGCUAUUUACCGGUCCACUUCUACAGAGUAGCAAUACUGCCUCUUUUAAUUAAUAAGACGUCCCCUGCUGCAUUUCUGAAUAUCUCUUCAAAUCGAAUAAUAGGCUGGAUAGCCAGAAACAAGCAUGCAUUCUCAAGAUUAGUGAACAAGGAAUUGGUUUUCGGGAGAAAAUGCUGAAUUUAACAGUUCCUAUUUGGGAUUUUAAUGGCUGAUGGGCCUAAAGAAGGAAAAAAAAUAUUGCUUAACAAUGAAUGAACAGUAGCAGGGAGCAGUUAGCAUGAUUUAAUUUGUCUCAUCCUGAAAGAAAAAGCAAAGAAAAAUAAAAAUUUGAUUAGCUAGAAGUUGCAUAUUCAAUAGUAUUUUAAUUGAAAUGGUAAAAUAUUACAAGAUGCCAGCAGGUGCUCCAGUGAGGUACCCAAACUAAAUUGUAGUGAUGGCACCAAACUUAAAAUGAUAUACAUGAUUGUUUCAUACAAACAAACACCCACUGACGCACAAUAUUACUGUUACUGCAAUGUCUGAUGUAUGGCUGUAAAAUAAAUUUAUUUAUAUUUGACCA
Molecule: messenger RNA, 2776 nt
Organism: Colossoma macropomum (tambaqui)
Lineage: Eukaryota; Metazoa; Chordata; Actinopteri; Characiformes; Serrasalmidae
Gene: deaf1
Product: DEAF1 transcription factor
Exons: 13
Coding region: 373-1944 (523 amino acids)
Biological process (GO): regulation of transcription by RNA polymerase II
Cellular component (GO): nucleus
Molecular function (GO): DNA binding; DNA-binding transcription factor activity, RNA polymerase II-specific
Source: RefSeq, a predicted model, not a curated record